Messenger RNA from Lemur catta (Ring-tailed lemur), 940 nucleotides. Its product is annotated as meiotic nuclear division protein 1 homolog. Gene Ontology annotation, molecular function: double-stranded DNA binding. The transcript has 2 exons. Gene Ontology annotation, biological process: reciprocal meiotic recombination. The record is from RefSeq and is a predicted model, not a curated record. NCBI's taxonomy places the organism in Eukaryota, Metazoa, Chordata, Mammalia, Primates, Lemuridae. Gene Ontology annotation, cellular component: nucleus.
AUGGCCUCAUGGAGGACUGAGGGUUUGACUCAUGUGGGGGUGGAGGCGACUUCUGCACCUUCAGUACAUGAACACUUUCCAUCUGCGAGGCUUCACACAGACACCGUGAUGCCCCCUUUUCUUUCCUGUAAAUUGAGGAUGAAAAGAACUGAGUCACUGAGUAUAACACCUUUGUGUCCAGUGACAGUGAUGAACCGAGAGUGUCGGGGAGGGCCACAGGUCCCGCGCGCAGGCCCCGCCACGGGAAACCCCCGCGCCACGUCAAAGAAAAAAGGACUGAGUGCAGAAGAAAAGAGAGCCCGCAUGAUGGAAAUAUUUUUUGAGACAAAAGAUGUAUUUCAAUUAAAAGACAUGGAGAAGAUUGCUCCCAAAGAGAAAGGCAUUACUGCUUUGUCAGUAAAAGAAGUACUUCAAAGUUUAGUUGACAAUGGUAUGGUUGACUGUGAGAGGAUUGGAACUUCUAAUUAUUAUUGGGCUUUUCCAAGUAAAGGUCUUCAUGCAAGGAAAUGCAAGUUGGAGGUUCUGGAAUAUCAGUUGUCUGAGGGAAGCCAAAAGCAUGCAAACCUACAGAAAAGCAUUGAAAAAGCUAAAAUUGGUCAACAUGAGAUGGAAGAGUGAACUAUGCUAGCAAAAGAACUUUCCUCACUUCCGGACCAAAGGGAACAGCUAAAGGCAGAAGUAGAAAAAUACAAAGAAUGUGACCCACAAGUUGUAGAAGAAAUAGGUCAAGCAAAUAAAGUAGCCAAAGAAGCUGCUAACAGAUGGACUGAUAAUAUAUUUGCAAUAAAAUCUUGGGCCAAAAGAAAAUUUGGACUUGAAGAAAAUAAAAUUGAUAAAAAUUUUGGAAUUCCAGAAGACUUUGACUACAUAGACUGAAAUGCUUGAUGGUGGUGAAGGAUGGAUCUAUGAGCUUGUGAAUAUGUAAAUUUAUAAAUAAUAG